Messenger RNA from Daldinia loculata, 972 nucleotides. RefSeq lists its product as uncharacterized. The transcript has a single exon. The record is from RefSeq and is a predicted model, not a curated record. NCBI's taxonomy places the organism in Eukaryota, Fungi, Ascomycota, Sordariomycetes, Xylariales, Hypoxylaceae. Bases 1 to 780 code for a protein of 259 amino acids.
AUGGCAUACGAUGGGCCUGACGCCAGCGAGUACUAUACGCUCAAGGAUCCACGCGAGGAGGGAAAGGAGUGUCUAAAGAAGCUGGAAGAGCAGAAGCAGAGGGAGUUGGAGAUCCAUCGACUCAAUGUCGAGAGCGUUCGGGCAACUUAUAAGGCUCUCACAAAGGAGAGGAGAAGGAGGAAGAAGAAGAAGAGGAAGAGGAGAGAGAGAAGAGAUAAAAAGGGAAAAAAGGAGAGCAAGGAGAAUAGGGAAUUCUCUCUUAUCACUCUCAAAGAUCCUGGAUAUUUAACCAGGUUGACAAAAGGCGGCAAAUGGGUUCCCCAUGGCUACAUUGAGAGCAAAUUAUUCGACCUCUACUCCGUGGAUUACAUAGAGAACUAUUAUUGCGAGGAUAACUACCACUAUUGGAAGUACGUGGAGUUCUAUGAAGAGGUACUGGGAUCCAAUAGCGAGUCAAGCUCCCGACGGGGACAAGUCUUACCUUCUAGGAAGAAGCAGAUGAUCGAAGGCCACGUUUACGCGAGCCCCGACUACAACAUUCAAUUCCCGCUAUUCCGCGCCCCGGCGCGCGCAAGCCUGAAGAAAUACUGGUCCGAGGAGUUAGAAGAGGGGGGACACAAAAUCGGCGUUCAGUUCCUUGCAGAGGACUGCGUGAGGAUGUUGGUCGGUCGGGAUAUUAUCAAGAUGAUGAGGCGAGACCCUCUUCCCGAUAAUGCCCCCGAUGUCUUCGAGUUUGUUGGCAUCACUCGCGGUAGUGACAAGCGGAAGACGGAUAUAUAAGUGGAAGCUGAGAAAAGGGGCGUGGCUCUCUUCAUCGCCGUAACGAGCCUUUUUUCGGGUUGAAUCACUUGGUGAAUAGUGAAUUGGCGGUAGCGGCGCUUGUGUUAAUGUGCGUCCCUGGAUGAUAUUAUUGAAGAAGUAUUGGGGGUUAGAUUAUUAUAUUUAUUGUAUAAUACAUACCUAGGUAUGAAG